AUGGCUUCUCCUUCAAACUCAAAGUACUAUGUAGUAAUAGGCGCCAGUCGAGGUAUUGGUCUCGAAUUCACUCGACAAUUAAUCCUAGCAUCACCCACCAAUAUCGUCAUCGCCACUCAUCGAUCCACUGAACCACCGCAGACUUUAUAUGAACUAGAUAAGCAAUUCCAGGCACCGCCUAGAUUAUGGACUAUUCAAUGUGAUGUUACCGAUGAACGGACUAUUGCAAGUCUUUGUCUCGCUAUGCCGGGAUUGUUGUUGGGAAGUCCUGUUGAAGCUGUCAUUAUUAAUGCCGGGGUCUUGGAAUGGCCGAAUAGAGUGCUUGGAGGAACCUCUCAGUCUUACAAUCACCACUUCCAGACUAAUACCAUCGGACCACUUCUUGCCGCCAAACACCUUCUCUCCAUACCUGGAUCUCGAAUCUCCAACAUUGUAUUCAUAUCUUCUGAUUCUGGCUCCGCUGUUAAUUUCCGUUCAUUCGAAGAUGGUUUUGCUGCAUAUGCUGCUUCUAAAGCUGCAUUGAAUAUGGGAUUACGUGGAAAAAGGUUCCGAGGCUCCAAUUAUUCUCGCCCUUCAUCCAGGUGA
Molecule: messenger RNA, 585 nt
Organism: Sclerotinia sclerotiorum 1980 UF-70
Lineage: Eukaryota; Fungi; Ascomycota; Leotiomycetes; Helotiales; Sclerotiniaceae
Exons: 3
Coding region: 1-585 (194 amino acids)
Molecular function (GO): oxidoreductase activity, acting on the CH-OH group of donors, NAD or NADP as acceptor
Source: RefSeq, a predicted model, not a curated record